Molecule: messenger RNA, 324 nt
Organism: Rotaria sp. Silwood2
Lineage: Eukaryota; Metazoa; Rotifera; Eurotatoria; Philodinida; Philodinidae
Source: the annotation of a GenBank genome assembly
AUGGAAAAUUCAUGUAUUCAAUUGGAUGAAUUACCCAAUGAAAUUCUUAUGAUUAUUUUUAAAAAACUGUGCAGUAUCGAUAUACUUUAUUCUCUAUUAGGUGUUAAUAAACGAUUAAAUAAAAUUGUAUAUGAUUAUGUAUUUACCAGUUGCGUAACAUUAACCACACGUUCGACUAAUGAUUUAUAUUAUCCUUUAAAUAAUCCAAUGCUUGAUCGAUUUUGUUUACAAAUAUUACCUAAAAUUCAUGAUAAAAUCAAAUGGAUUAAUGUCGAAUCAUCAUCUAUGGAACGUAUUCUUCUUUCUACAAACUAUCCUAAUUGA